CUGGCUCGCAGCAACAGAAGCGAGGCAAAAAUGGCGUCGCUCCAGACGCUGCUCCCAGCUCCGACGCAAUCAGUUUUCGACCGAGGCGAUGAAGAACGCGCGAGGAAACACGCCGCCCCUUCGACGCACCUCGCACUCACAACUCGAAGCGCACCACCGUACGGUCUCCGCAAAGGUUGGGUCCCCAGGAACCUCGAAGACUACGGCGAUGGCGGUGCCUUCCCCGAGAUCCCGGUCGCGCAGUACCCGAUGGACAUGGGCAAAAAGAAAGAAAAACAGACCUCGAACGCUCUGCCCGUCCAGAUCGACGCUCAGGGAAAGAUCAAGUACGACGUCAUAGUGCGACAGGGCCAGUCAAAGGACAAGGUGAUCUACCAUCGCUUCCAGGACCUGCUCCCCUCGGAGAUCACCACCGAUGACGACCCCACGCUACAGAAGCCCGACGAAGAAGAAAUCGAGAAGACAACCGAGGAGACCCGUCUUGCUCUCGAGAAGCUGACUCAGUCCAAGAUAUCGGCGGCAAUGCCGGUCCGCGCCGCUGAGAAGACGGCUCCUGCCCAGUAUAUCAGGUACACGCCUUCCCAGCAGGGCAUGUCCUUCAACUCCGGUGCCAAACAGCGCAUCAUCCGGAUGGUCGAAGUCCAGAAGGACCCCAUGGAACCUCCGCGCUUCAAGAUCAACAAAAAGAUUCCGCGCGGGCCGCCGUCUCCGCCGGCGCCCGUAAUGCACUCGCCGACCCGUAAGGUAACCGUCAAGGAACAGCAAGAGUGGCGCAUUCCGCCCUGUAUCUCCAACUGGAAGAACGCCAAGGGCUACACCGUUCCCCUGGACAAGAGGCUGGCGGCCGACGGCCGCGGCCUGCAGCAGGUCCACAUCAACGAGAACUUUGCAAAGCUCGCGGAGGCCCUCUACAUAGCGGACAGGAAGGCCCGCGAAGCGGUCGAGAUGCGGUCCCAGCUGGAGAAAAAGCUAGCCCAGAAGGAGAAAGAGAAGAAGGAGGAGCACCUGAGGCAGUUGGCGCAAAGGGCCCGCGAGGAGCGCGCCGGCAUCCGGACCCAGGCGGCCGUGGCCGACGAAGACGUGCGGGAACGAGACCAGCUCCGCUACGAGCGCCACAAGGACCGCCAGCGGGAGCGCAACAUCGCCCGGGCGGCCCCGGACAAGAGGUCCAAGCUGGAGAAGCAGCGGGAGAGGGACAUCAGCGAGCAGAUCGCCCUGGGCAUGCCCGGGGCGCGGCCUUCGGAGGUCCAAUUCGACCAGCGGCUCUUCAACCAGAGCAAGGGCCUGAGCAGCGGGUUCGGCCACGACGACGCAUACGACGUGUACGACAAGCCGUGGCGCAACGCGCAGACCAACGUGUACCGACCCAAGAACACGGGGGACAAGGAGGUGUACGGCGAGGACCUGGAGAAGCUGAUGAAAACGUCGCGCUUCGUGCCGGACAAGGAGUUCUCUGGCACGGAUCGGUCGGCCAAGCGGGACGGCCCCGUCCAGUUCGAAAGGAGGAUCGAGGAGGAGGAUCCCUUUGGGCUGGACAAGUUCUUGACAGAGGCCAAGAAGGCCAGCAAGAGACCGUCAGACGACCAAGAUCACCACAGGGACAAAGGGAAGCGGCGGAAGGACUAGUGGCAGGGACAGGGACGGAUGUCCUAUGGACAUCCCAUGGGACUUUCGCAUUUGCAUGGACGGCUUGGAGUGUGGCCCACGCUGUCAGAGCUGCUGUGUGUCACAUGAUCCUUUGUUUUGUAUCCUGCAAUGUGUGCUUGAAAGGCUCCUGUUUAUGGCAUUGAUCGUUGUUCCUUUUUUUUUUUUUUUUUUUUCCGAUCAUGUAAAGAGUUGAGUGAUGCUUGAGAGGCUUCUGUCUAUAUCGUCAAUGUUUUCUUUCGUCAGGUCGUGCGAGGACGGUUGAAUAUCGAUCUUGUCUUUUGUCCACGGUAUCCUUCAUUCAACCUUUUUUUUUGCACCUUGUACAGUACCAUAAGCAUGUAUAAUGUCAUGCAUGGUUUGCACAAUAAACAAUUAAGAGGAUGUCACA
This is a messenger RNA of Ixodes scapularis (black-legged tick), 2035 nucleotides long. It is a transcript of the gene Bx42, whose product is annotated as SNW domain-containing protein 1. Gene Ontology annotation, biological process: mRNA splicing, via spliceosome. Gene Ontology annotation, cellular component: spliceosomal complex. The transcript has a single exon. The coding region runs from base 31 to 1626 and encodes 531 amino acids. NCBI's taxonomy places the organism in Eukaryota, Metazoa, Arthropoda, Arachnida, Ixodida, Ixodidae. The record is from RefSeq and is a predicted model, not a curated record.